CUUUGUGAAAUCCAGAAAUAUUUGAGCGGAAUAUUCCUCCAUCAGUCCCCAGUUUCGAGUGCUAACAAGCCAUGAAUUUGUCAAUACUGUCGCGAACCUUUGCUCGGCGUAGUUURCUUGUCUCCUCAACGUUUCCUCGCUUCUUCUCGGUAGCGAACGGUUCUCAGAAUGGCAGCCUCAGUUCGUCAAAGGUGCUUACUGGUGGCACGAUGAAUCCCUUCAUUAAGCAGAUCGAGUAUGCUGUAAGAGGAGCCAUCGUCAUCAGAGCAUCAGAGCUGGAAAAGGAGUUAGAAAAGGGUGAGAAGAAGCCUUAYGAACAUGUUGUCAAGGCCAACAUUGGCGAUGCUCAUGCACUGGGCAUGAAACCUUUGACAUUUCCAAGACAGGUACUUUCAAUUUGUGCAUAUCCAGAACUGCUAAAUGACUCAAAAUUUCCAGAGGACGCCAAAGACAGAGCAAGACGAUUCCUUUAUGGGACAAGGGGGUUCAGUAUGGGAGCAUACAGUGACUCUGCUGGUGUUGAAGUCAUCCGUCAAGAUGUUGCUAAGUAUAUAGAAGAAAGAGAUGGCUACCCUGCUGAUAUMAACAAUAUUUAUCUCACUAGUGGUGCUAGCGAAGGGAUUAGAUCAAUUUUAAAGCUUCUUCAAACCAGCGAGAAUACAGGGAAUGGAAGAGCAGGAGUCAUGAUACCUAUACCACAAUACCCUCUGUACUCAGCAACAUUAUCAGAACUGAAUUCCUACCAGAUCAAUUAUUACUUGGAUGAAGACAAUAACUGGGGAUUAGACAUUGAUGAACUGAAGAGAGCCAUUGAUGCUGCMMGACCUCACUGUCAACCUAGAGCRCUUUGUGUYAUUAACCCUGGAAACCCUACAGGUCAAGUWCUUUCAUAUGAAAAUAUCCAGCAAAUCAUCCAAUUUUGUAAAGAAGAGAAGUUAUUUAUUUUAGCUGAUGAGGUAUAUCAAGCAAACAUUUAUGCAGAAGACGCAAAGUUCCACUCAUUUAAAAAAGUACUUCGUGAUAUGGGACCUGAAUAUGAAGACAUGGAGCUAGUAUCCUUCCACUCCACAUCAAAAGGCUUCCUUGGAGAAUGUGGUUUCCGAGGCGGCUAUAUGGAAGCUAUUGGCCUAGAUCCUGAAGUUAAAUUCCACUUGAAUAAAAUGUUAUCAGCCAAACUUUGUGCGUCAGUUAUUGGACAGGCUAUGAUGGGAUGUCUUGUGAACCCUCCAAGACCAGGAGAAACGUCCUAUGAAAACUUCAUGAAAGAAAAGACAGCUGUAUUAGCAUCUUUCAAAGAACGAGCCAAACUUGUCCAAGAAACAUUUAACAGUGUUGAAGGUUUCCAUUGUAACGAAGUGAUGGGUGCCAUGUACUCUUUUCCUCGUUUUGAGCUUCCUCACAAGGCUAUUGUAGAAGCUAAGUCUCAUGGUCUCCAGCCUGAUGCAUUCUACGCCAUGGAACUGUUAGAACAGACUGGUCUUUGUGUCGUGCCYGGUAGUGGGUUUGGUCAGAGAGAAGGUACCUUCCAUAUAAGGUUAACCAUACUUCCUCCUAUUGAAGAACUAAAGCCUCUUUUCGAACGCUUCAAAGCAUUCCACCAUAGCUUCCUUGAAAAGUAUAGCUAAAGGGUCACAAAAGUCAUGAGACUGAAUGGUCAAAUCUUGGAUUGGGCUUUCUUUGGGCUGGAAUCCACAGGAAUCCCAUGUCAUGGUCAAUGGGGUUGGAUCUGGGAACUAAGAUUUGUGCCUUCUAAGAUUUYGAAUAGUCUAUUAUGAAGUACAGAAAGGAAUUCUGUGUACAUUAAAUUUGAUAAAUAUUUGAACCCAAAGUCUGAAUUCAUAUCCUUUGUAUAGUUUUCGUCUACAAAAAUUAGGGUUAUAAAAAUUACAUGUAACUGAGUCRUCUGMGUCAUUCUUGAAUUUCAUUUUGAUGUGUCUGAAAAAUGAAAGAGGUAUUUAAUUUUUAUAAUAUAUGUUCAUGUCGGUUUUAGUGCAAAAAAUGGUUUUAUGUUAUUAACUCAAAGAUGAUAAUGUACUAAUCAAGUAAAGAAUUGUAAAAUAGGGAGUGUGUUKGUGUGAAUAAAUUUAUUAAGAUACUUUGUAA
Exaiptasia diaphana is the source of this 2103-nucleotide messenger RNA. RefSeq names its product alanine aminotransferase 2. Gene Ontology annotation, molecular function: L-alanine:2-oxoglutarate transaminase activity; pyridoxal phosphate binding. The coding region runs from base 72 to 1625 and encodes 517 amino acids. NCBI's taxonomy places the organism in Eukaryota, Metazoa, Cnidaria, Anthozoa, Actiniaria, Aiptasiidae. The transcript has 13 exons. Gene Ontology annotation, biological process: biosynthetic process. The record is from RefSeq and is a predicted model, not a curated record.